Uranotaenia lowii is the source of this 2052-nucleotide messenger RNA. RefSeq lists its product as uncharacterized. Lineage: Eukaryota; Metazoa; Arthropoda; Insecta; Diptera; Culicidae. The record is from RefSeq and is a predicted model, not a curated record. The transcript is spliced from 3 exons. The coding region runs from base 1 to 2052 and encodes 683 amino acids. Gene Ontology annotation, biological process: DNA integration. Gene Ontology annotation, molecular function: nucleic acid binding.
AUGUUCUCUGAUGCUUCCGAACAAGCUUACGGUGCAUGUGCCUAUUUUCGUUCGACCGAUUCCGCAGGCAACAUUGCAGUCGGCCUACUAACCGCUAAAUCAAAAGUUGCUCCCCUUAAAAAGCGUAGCAUACCACGACUCGAGCUCUGUGGAGCGCUUGAGGCCGCCCAAUUGUAUAGAAAGAUCUCAUCAGCCUUCGGGAGGACUUUUCCAACCUUUUUCUGGGUCGAUUCCACCACCGUUCUUGCCUGGCUAAAGUCUAAUCCUUCAAAUUGGACUACGUUUGUUGCGAAUCGUGUUUCCAAGAUUCAGCUCUCGACGGAAGGAUCUUCCUGGAAUCAUGUGGCUGGUCAGCAGAACCCGGCUGACCAUAUAUCCAGAGGCAUCGAUGCAGAUACCCUGCUCUCUUGUGACUUGUGGUGGCAAGGCCCUGAAUGGCUUCGAUCAGACCAAAGUAUGUGGCCAACAUCAUCUUCGAAUCACACAUUUGAUACCCAAUUGGAAUUCCGCCCAGCAAAAUCCACAGCUCUAACGGCCACAACCGAACCUACAUUUAUCGACGUUUACGUGGCAAGGUUCUCCAAGUUCCAAACUAUGCUUCGGGUAACAGCAUUUUGCUUGCGCUUUUCUUUCCACCGUCGGAAUCCACGAAAAAGCAGAAUAUUCCAGCCAUUUCUUAGUGCAGACGAAAUUCGGGAUGCCGAAGGCAUUCUCAUCCGGUUAGUCCAAGCUCAGGAGUUUGCCGACUACGUCUCAGCUCUCAAAGCAUCAAAACCAGCUCCUGUCAAAUCUCGACUCAGAUGGUUCACUCCGUUUUUGGAUUCCAAUCACCUGAUGCGCAUAGGAGGUCGCAUCGACAGAUCAUCAUUGACCUACGACGCCAAGCAUCAAAUUCUGCUCCCUUAUCAGCAUCGCUUCUCCACCUUGCUUGUCGAAUGCUACCAUGAGAGGCAUUUACACGCAGCACCACAAUUGCUUCUAGGUAUCCUGCGCCUCCGGUACUGGAUCAUAGGGGCCAGGAAUCUGGCCAAAACAGUCGUCCACCGCUGCCUAAAUUGCGUCCGAGCUCGCCCUAAAUUGGUGGAACAAUUUAUGGCUGAGCUGCCAAAGGAACGCAUAACUGCCACCCGACCAUUUGCCAAAACAGGUGUCGAUUAUUGGGGUCCAAUUUUACUCAAACCUCCGCAACGUCGAGCCUCACCAACCAAAGCGUUUGUUGCUGUCUUCGUGUGCUUCAGCACAAAAGCUGUCCACAUCGAACUAGUAUUCGAUCUAACGACAGCGAAAUUCCUGCAAGCCCUGAGGCGCUUCGUCGCACGCCGAGGCCCACCGUCCGACAUAUACAGCGACAACGGUAGAAACUUUCUUGGCGCGAAAAAUGAGCUGAAACGACUUAUCCGGAAUCCAGAACACGCUGACAAAGUUGCGGCCGAAUGUUCAGAUUGUCAUAUCCGCUGGCACUUUAAUCCUCCGAGAGCUUCCCAUUUUGGUGGCCUGUGGGAAUCGGCAAUAAAUUCUGCACAGAAGCACUUUCUGCGAGUUGUUCGCGAUCGUCCCCUGGCAUACGACGACAUGGAAACCUUGUUGUGUCAAAUUGAGUGCUGUUUAAACUCCCGUCCCAUCGUGCCAUUAAGUGACGAUCCAACAGACUAUGAGCCACUAACUCCGGGGCACUUUUUAGUUGGCACGGCACUCAAGGUUCCUGUACACGACCGGUGGCUAAAAUUUGUCUGUUGCCGAUUGCAUCAACGCCUGUUGAAUCAAUUACAACAACCGGCACUGGACAAUCAACUACAGACAAAGUAUUCGAAGGAAUUCAACCACAGCAUCCUAAUGGUUUCGGAUCAAAUGGAAAACAAUAAAUCCAAGGCCUAUUUCGGCUUGGAUCAGAGUAACCUCUCAUGCGAUGGGUCCGAUAAACUCUACCAAAAGGCUGGCCAGGAAGACGAUCAUCUGGAGCAGCUAUCGGAACCUCAGCUACAGGAAGCCACCAGCGUACCCAGAUGGAAAAUUUUUAUACUGAACCCUAGACGUUCCCCUUCCCUCUCCUAA